Messenger RNA from Linum trigynum, 843 nucleotides. The record is from the annotation of a GenBank genome assembly. Lineage: Eukaryota; Viridiplantae; Streptophyta; Magnoliopsida; Malpighiales; Linaceae.
AUGGUGUUCCCAGCUACCGAAAUCUUACUGGAGGAGAUCAUAGACAGAACUGUUUGUUCGGCUAAGACCAUUCACAAGCUGGGCAUGAUAAAAUCGAAAAGGUGCCCUCAGCGGAAGAGCAACCAGCCGAAUGGAAAAUCGAGAGCCAGCCACACCAACUCUUGCUUAUUCAUGCACUCCGGGGUUACUCACUUUGGUGAACUGGAGAAUUAUGGGACGUUUGAUCGAUUCAAGUUUGGAGUAAAGAUGAAAGAGAAAAGGGAGAUGGUGGGAACAUCGGGAAACUCUGACGAAAGGCCACAACCGAACAAGAAGAGUCUCAAUGAUAUGUUCCUUCUUCGAAAAAGAGCUCGAUACCGCCGUUGCAAAGAUUUAGUGACUCGCCACCGUGAGCGCGAUCCAAUUGUUAUCCGGCGAUCUAAGGGAGCUCGAUUCCAGCUGAGACUACACCGGGAUGGCGUACCGAGCGGCUGUCAAAUAGCCACCGUCAACAAAAUCGCCAUCAUCAUAGCUACCGUGGAGGAGAAAGGUAGUUCGGUCGCGUUUGCCACCACCAAGGGUUCGAUUCAUGCCACUGCCACAGACGUGUCAAUUGAAGCCGCCGCUAGCGUUGUUCUGCCUAUACGGGUCGUUAGGGCAAGUUCCACUAUCGAUCAGCCACCAAAGCAAAGUGUUAGCAAGGCGGCUCCUCUAGAGGAUCACGUCGACAAGGCAGGGGAAGGCCACUUUCUUGGGCAAUACAUUGUGGUGGUCAAGUACGGAGGGUUUCGAAGAAUCGUAAGGCCGCGCCAACAACCCCAGCUAGCGAUCAUGUCGAUACUUGUGAUACGCCAUCGACCAUAA